Meira miltonrushii is the source of this 2704-nucleotide messenger RNA. RefSeq lists its product as uncharacterized. Bases 56 to 2296 code for a protein of 746 amino acids. The transcript is spliced from 2 exons. Lineage: Eukaryota; Fungi; Basidiomycota; Exobasidiomycetes; Exobasidiales; Brachybasidiaceae. The record is from RefSeq and is a predicted model, not a curated record.
CUUGUGUGAUCUCUUCUGUCAAGAUCGCAUAUAUAGCACUGAGAAAGAAGAAAAGAUGUCCGACUUGCAGGCAAACGUGUCUAGCCUUCCGGAGCAAAACAUUUCGGAUGGGAAUCAACCCGAUCAGCUAGAACCGAGCGCAUCCACAGAUGUGGUUCAACAGCAAGAAGGUACAGAUGGUGUACAGAUACCUGAACACUCAACCACGCUGGCAAAUGCUCAAACGGAUGCAGAUAAGCAACAUGAAAGUGUGGCAAAUGAAGUUGUACCAGAGCAAUCAAGUGUCACAGUGAAACAAGAAGAACCGCAGAAGCAAGCUCCAACAGCACAAACUACAUCAAAUGAAGAAGCAGAGGAAGGCGAACUUGAGCAAAAUGGUUCCGCCGAUGUUCUAGAAGCUGCAGCAUUAGAGUCUCAAUUGGAUGGUGACAAGCAGGCUCCAAUAGCACAAGUUACAUCAAAUGAAGAAGCUGGGAAAGGUGGACUUGAGCAACAAGGUCCCGCCGAUGUUCUAGAAGCUGCAGCAUUAGAGCCUCAAUCGGAUGGUGACAAGCAAGCUCCAAUAGUGCAAGCUACAUCAAAUGAAGAAGCAGAGAAAGGUGAAGUUGAGCAACAAGGUCCCGUCGAUGUUCUAGAAGCUGCACCAUCAAAGUUUCAAUCGGAUGGCGACAAGCAAGCUCCAAUGGCACAAGUGACGUCAAAUGAAGAAGGAGAGGAAAGUGAAUUUGUGCAACAAGGUCCCGCCGAUGCUCAAGAAGCUGCAGCGUUAGAGUCUCAAACGGAUGGCGACAUUCAUCUGAAUGGUCAUGCUGCUGGGCCUUCUGGACGUGCCGCCCCAAGUGUACGACAAGAUGAGAUGUCACGAAUUCGGAAAGAGAAUGAAGAUAUGCGGUUGCUAUGGCUUUCUCUACCCUCUCACGAUCACCCUUCGUAUUAUUCGGACACAGACGAAGAGAAUGCCAGCAGUGGUAGUAGUUGUGCUGCAGACGUUCUUUUGCCAAGGAGUGUGGCAGGACGGGCACCCUACUUGAACGGCGAUAGGGUAGGAGAGCACUCUUUGCGGCAAAAGCGAAAGCAAGAUCAAUGGCCUGAUGACGAUAGAGAUGAUGAAUCGGAUUUGAAUGAAGAAGAAGACGCUGGAAGGGACGUCAGCCAACAUGAGAAGCAAUAUCGAAUCGGCAAUCGUGGAAAUAAGCUAAAGAAGAAUUCCAGAUGGGUCCGCAAACACAAGUUAGGAACAGCCACCGAUGCAAGAAACGAGAAAGAUAUCACUGAACGCUUCACUGAUCGAUUAAAGGCUUUACAAAGAACACAGGUAGAAUCAAUGCUCAACAAUGCUCCAGGUCCAUCACUGUUACCGAUCGAAGCGGAUAUGCUGGACGGCAGCGAUCGAUUGCUGUUGAAAGAUCUUCACACUCAACCGUUCAUAGAGGAGACUUCGAUCUUACUUGCACCUCAACUGCUUAGGCCGAUCUUGUCUACCCGUGCCCUCUUGCAGAGUCAUACACUCCGUCAUACUUUCCGAAAUCCCCACAUUGGCGCUCUUUCGAGAACAGCUUUGGAUUUACGAGAAAGCGAGAGUCAAAUCAGUCGAUCGCUUACACGUUGUUUAAAGGCGAUGGAGGAAAGGAUACCGAACAGGGAGCUAGCUCUGGUCAAUGGAGAUAGUACGCACCUCAAUGGUAUCCUUCCCGGCCAAACAGACGGUAUGUCAAAUACUAGAAGCUUGGACAAAGAGAUGGAAAUUGAUCCACAUGCAGUCGGUGUUGAAGGUACACAAGGCACUGACGAUGAACUCAAUCCUUCCUUUGCACAAUUGGACCGAUUGUUUGUCACAAAAGAAGGUUUACCGAUCCCAUUUGGCGGUCAAGCCGGUGAAGAUGGAGAGAUUGAAAUGGCAAGACAAGGUUUGAAUGGCACUGAACAACAGACCAUCUUGACUGCUGAUCAACAACGUGAAGUGAUUCGAGCCGCACUUGAAUGCUUACACGAAUUAGGAGGAGAUUCGUUGGAGUACGUUGAACGUUUGGAAGAAGUCCGAUCAAGGCUGGCAGCUGUGAAGCAAAAGAGACUUAAAGUUUGGAAUGCAUUGAGGAUCUGGGCUUUGAAGCGAGAAGGUGACGAUUUUGAGAAUGAUAUUAGACAUGGUGCAAACGAGAACGAUGCUUUAACAGAAGCUGCUGCUGCUGUUGCUACCAACGCAACGUCUUCAUCUAACUCUCGUCCUGGUACAUCCGGGCAAGCAAAGACAAACGCUCCAGCGAGCGGCACAAAGAGACGAAGAGUGGCUGCUUGAGGAGAGAUGGCGCUACUACACCAAACCAGAAAGGGACGUCAGAUGUAUCCCAGUAGAAAGGAGCGUCAGAUAUAUCCCAAUAGACAGGAAUGCCAGAGAUGUCCCCAACAGAGUGAAACGUUAGAGGUAUCCCAUCAGAAAAGAGCAUCAGAGAUAUCCUAUCAGAAAGGAUCGUCGGAGAUGUCACAUAAGAAAGGAUCAUCAGAGGUAUCCCAUCAGAAAGGAUCGGUGGAGGUAUUUCAUUGGGAAAAAUCGUCAGAGGUGUCACACAAGAAAGAUUCGUCAGAGGUAUCACAGCAGAAGGCACCGUCAGAGAUACCACAUCAGAAAGGAUCGGGAGAGGUGUCACAUCAGAAAGGAGCGUCAGAGAUAUUCCAUCAGAAGGCACCGUCAGAAAUACCACAUUAG